GCUCUGGAGCGGUAGCGGAGGGCUGCAGCUAAGGACGGCUGGUGGCCCUGUGUGCCGGCCUAGGGGCCCUGCCGCCUGACCUUUGCCCGAGGAGCCACGCCCCUCGCCCAGCGCGGGCGCCGCGCGGCGGAUGGUUCCUGCCGGGCGCUCAGUCUUCUCCCCUGCAUCAGUCGUGAGCGGUUUGUCCGUCUGUUCGUUGUCAUUCUACUAGGUAGGGGCUCGGCAUCUGGCCUGCUGGCUCCCCAUGGAAGACCCAGGCCCCCCGGCUGUGGACAAAGAUGGCAAGUGCCUGUCUGGCAGUGUCUCUGUGCCUGCGCCUGCCAAGGGUCUGUCUGCACAGGCUGCCUCUGAUCCCAGCAAGCCACUCUCGGCCCAAAGACACCUGAGCAGGAAGGAUGGGCUCUCCAGGCUCUGCCAGAGCAGGAUGACGCUCUCGGAAGACAGAUGGAGCUCCUACUGCCUCUCAUCCCUGGCCGCCCAGAACAUCUGUACCAGCAGACUGCGCUGCCCCACGGAGCCCGAGGAUGGGGACCUGGCUGCACCCCUGGGCAGUGCAUCCUGCUGCUCCCUGCUGCGUGGCUUGCCUUUGGGGUGCUCUGUGCACCUGCUUCCAGCCCCUGUGUCCAACCCCAACAAGGCCAUCUUCACCGUGGACGCCAAGACCACAGAGAUCCUGGUUGUUAACGACAAGGCCUGCGGGCUCCUGGGGUACAGCAGCCAUGACCUGAUCGGCCAGAAGCUGGUGCAGUUCUUCCUGCAGCCAGACUCCGAGGUGGCGGAAGCCCUCAGUGAGGAGCACGUGGAGGCCGAUGGCUAUGCCACGGUUGUGUUCGGCACAGUGGUAGAUAUCGUCAGUCGCAGUGGGGAGAAGACUCCAGUCUCGGUGUGGAUGAAGAGGGUGCAGCAGGAGCGUGGCCUGUGUUGUGUGGUGGUCCUGGAGCCCGUGGAGAGGAUCUCGGCCUGGGUCGCCUUCCAGAGUGAGGGAACCAUCACAUCCUGUGACGAUCUCUUCGCUCAUCUCCAUGGGUUUUCGUCUGGGGAGGACGUGGUUGGGCAGCACAUCAUAGACUUGAUCCCGUCCUUGCAGGUCCCUCCUCCUGGCCAGCCUGUCCCAGAGAACCUGGAGAUUCAGAGGUCUGUUGGGAGAGCCAGGGAUGGCACCACCUUCCCUCUGAGCCUGAAGCUGAAACCCAAGUGCGGCGGGGAGGUGGCCGAGGGUGAGGUGGCUCCCAGGCAGGGCUACUGGGCAUCCGUGUGGGUGUUCUGCACCAUCAGCGGCCUCGUCACGCUCCUGCCGGAUGGCACCAUCUAUGGCAUCAACCACAGCUUUGCACUGAUGCUGUUUGGCUACGGGAGAACCGAGCUGUUGGGCAAGAACAUCACCUUCCUGAUUCCUGCCUUCUACCAUUACAUGGACCUUGCCUGCGACAGCUCUCUGCAGCAGCCUGACCUUACCAGCUGCCCAGACGUCGGCAGUGAGAACGGGUGUGGGGAGAUGAGCUCCGACCCCUGCCAGUAUCCGAAGGUCGGUCUGGUGCUUGCUAGCGAUCAUGCCCUGCCGCAAGACGAAACCCUGAAGCUGGGGGGAAGCCAAGAAGUCUCUGGUGGAAUGCAGAUGGAGCUGGAAACUGGACGCUGUCUCCCAGCCGCCCGCUCCCUGCAGCCCUCGCCAGGGACCUUACGCUUACAAGGCAGGGCAGACAGUGUCCCGGAGUGGCACUCCCUGACCCAGGACGAACGAUCGUUGGCUACAGACCAGCAAAGUAUCCCAGAGGGGCAUGUGCCUGCCCAGGAGAAGCAGUCACUGUCUGAGAACCAGCAGGAUGUCUCAGAGGAGAGCCCGCCCCCUCAUGGAGAGUGGGGGUUGCCUGAGGACCUGCAGGACAGUGAAGAGGGAAGCCCUGCAGCCCACAGUGCAUGGUCACUGCUCACGGACCAGCAGGUCAUUGCUUCGGGGAGGGCAGAGCUGGUAGCAGCACAGACCCCCAUGCAGGGCCUUUUGGGAGAAAGCAGGUCUGGAUCAGUGGACACAAAAUCAUUUGUUUCCUGUGAAGACGCUGGUCCUCUAGUCCCAGCUGAGGACAGGAGCAGUGGUUUCAGAAUGUGGGGCCUCCAUCAGGAGGCUCAGCGGGCACUGACGGGUGCCAGCAGUGCCAGCCCUCAGGCCAAUGCCACCAUACCCAAGCCCCAUGGUGCAGGGCAGCCAGCAGGAGGGGGGCUCCUGACCUGCCCCCACUACAGGAGCGAGUGGCUCCUACAGCAACCAAAUCCAGACUUGGCACCCAGCCCCCCAGGGGUGGCCUGUGUCUCGUUCGGGACACCUACCCUGGAUGAGCCGGGGCCGGGAGGGAGAGCUGACCAUGAAGAGCUGCAGGUAUGCUUGGUGAAGGAGCAGCUGUCCAGGUUGAGUUUUGAGGGAGCUUGGGGCAUCUCCUGCCUGGAGCCUGUCCUCACAGGGGACUGGCCCUACAGUGCUCCCCUGUCCUGUGAUCUGGGGGGCAGAGACCUGCAUGGCAGCCACCUGGGCGGCUCCCCGGCGUGCUACGCUUUGGCCACUGACCUCCCCAGUGUCCCGGAGGCGGCGGAAGCCUGGGAGGCCGCUAUGAACUCCUGCUCCUGGAGCCUUAGGGAGCUCCUGCUCCGUGAUGAGAUGGACGGAACUUCCUCCAAUUGUUCCUGCGCCACGUCUGAACUUGAGGGGACACCCUCUCCCUCAGCAGUGCACUCUGAUUUUGAUGUAGAUGUGCUCCACAGGCAGAGGCCAGAUGGUCUGGGUGACCGGGAACGGUUUCUGCUGACUGGAACCUAUUUUGACCUUGGCGAAGGUGGAGGACCCCAUGAGAGCUGCCCAGAGCACAGGCCGACAGAACCGCCUGAGCUUUAUUUGUCCCCUGAACGUUGUGAAGCCAGUGACACAGAAAGCCCCGACCGUGGCCUUCCUACUAUGGACACCAGCCUAGAGGAUGCACACCCGUCUGCAGAGGACCCAAGGCCGGAUGCCUGGGUCACCUCUACCCCUGUGACGCCUGGGGCUGCCAGCCUAUGUCUAGAGAUCCAGGAGGGCACCUACUCGGGGAGCUGCUACCACCGAGAUGGCUUGCGGCUGAGCAUUCACUUUGAGGUGAAGCGGGUGGAGCUCCAGGGCCCCUCGAGCCUAUUCUGCUGCUGGCUGGUGAAGGACCUCCUGCACAGCCACCGAGACUCGGCCACCAGGACCCGCCUGCUGCUCGCCAGCCUGGCCAGCUCCACCCACUCCAUGCCCGAGCCCCCAGGACCCAGCCUUGGGGAGGUGCUCAGAGCCAAGACCAGGCCCGAGGAGGCCCCCUUACCUGUGGAGCUGGAGGGGCUGGCGGCCUGCGAGGGCGAGUACUCGCACAAGUACAGCACCCUGUGCCCGCUGGGCAGUGGGGCCUUCGGCUUCGUGUGGACCGCUAUACACAAGGAUCGAAACAAGGAGGUGCUGCGACUCCCAGAGGGAGCGACCCCUGCUGUGGUGGUGAAGUUUAUUAAGAAGGAGAAGGUUUUGGAGGAAUGUUGGAUUGAGGACCCCAAACUUGGAAAAGUCACUUUAGAGAUUGCAAUUCUGUCCAGUGUGGAGCAUUCCAAUAUCAUCAAGGUAGUGGAUGUGUUUGAAAACCAAGGAUUCUUCCAGCUGGUGAUGGAGAAGCACGGCUCUGGCCUGGACCUCUUUGCUUUCAUUGACCAACACCCCAGCCUGGACGAGCCCCUGGCCAGCUACAUCUUCCGACAGCUGGUGUCGGCAGUCGGGUACCUGCACUCACAAGGCAUCAUUCAUCGGGACAUCAAGGACGAGAACAUCGUGAUCGCUGAGGACUUCACAAUCAAGCUGAUAGACUUUGGCUCAGCUGCCUACUUGGAAAGGGGCAAAUUAUUUCACACUUUCUGUGGCACAAUCGAGUACUGCGCCCCCGAAGUGCUCAUGGGGAACCCUUACAGAGGGCCGGAGCUGGAGAUGUGGUCUCUGGGUGUCACACUGUAUACGCUGAUCUUCCAGGAGAACCCCUUCUGUGAGGUGGAGGAGACCGUGCAGGCCACCAUCCACCCCCCGUACCUGGUGUCCCAGGAACUCACGAGCCUUGUGUGUGGGCUGUUGCAGCCUGCCCCUGAGCAGCGCACCACCUUGGAGAAGCUGAUGACAGACCCGUGGGUGACGCAGCCUGUCAACCUUGCUGAAUAUACCUGGGAGGAGGUGUACAGAACUAACAAGCCAGAGGGCAGCCUGCUGUCAACUGGGAGUCUGGAGCUGCGGACAGGCAGCAGGAGCCUGAGCGAAGCGGCCGGGGAUAGGAGGCUCCACGGGCCCCCUGGGCCUGCGGAGGCUCCCAGUGGUCAGUGCUGUUCAGGUCCUGAGGACCCCUCUCCACUGGUCAGCUGAACUGGUGCUUCCUGCUGCCCAUCUCCACUCAGUUCAUGGAUUUCCGGCCUCUUCCACUUGGAGAAAGUAAAUUCUUAACACCUGGUCCCCUUCACCACCUAUAAACCCAGGUGCAAGUUUGGUACAUGCUACAGCGAAAGCCAGCGGUACUAUAUUUCUUAAAGGUUAUAAAAUGGACUUGGAAUUCAUGUUUUUUUGCGACUUUGCAAAGCAUUCUAGGUUAUAAUUACUUUAUACUACUAAAAGGCUUUUGAUUUGUGAGCCUCUGGAAGGAAGAGUUUUAUUCUUUCUGUUUUUACCUAUAUACAUAGGUUUUAGGGUAGCCAAAUGACCAGACUAUUUCAUUAACUGAUUUCUUUGAACAGUUUCCAAAUUAAAGCAACUUUGUGAAUAAACUGUUAUGGAGCCUGGGAUCAUAAAUUGUCCCACCUUGCUCAGUGUGAGAAGCCCCUGGUUUCUUUAUUUUUGCAUUUGUGCACCCUCCUUCCCACAGCGAGAGAGAAAUGCAGUCUCAUUCAGCACGGGGAUCCCUCCUCCAGGGGCUGUACCAGAGAUGGGCUGGGGACUCUCAAGCAUCUCCUUCUCAGAGGACUUGGGGUGCGGUGUUCUCAGUCCUCCACACACAGCCGGGCAGGCCCUGGGCUGCCAGCUGUCUGCUGUCUGUGAGACUGCUCUCCACCCAGCACUGUCACCCCAUGACAGCUGGCCUGGCCCAUAUCCCUGUCUGCAUGACAUUUUUGUUUCAGAAUUCCUGAGUUUUCUGGUAUUCAAACUCUUAUUUUCAAGAAUGAAAUAAACAUUUUUCUUUUGGUGUU
Heterocephalus glaber (naked mole-rat) is the source of this 5211-nucleotide messenger RNA. The record is from RefSeq and is a predicted model, not a curated record. Lineage: Eukaryota; Metazoa; Chordata; Mammalia; Rodentia; Bathyergidae.